AUGGCCUUCCCAAAAAUCUACACCGUCAACGGUCCCUCCUCCACCUCAUCCCCCACCCUCCCCUCCUGGCUCGCCAUCAAGGCCCGACCCCGCAACAUCGGCGGUCACCGGAAACGGACCAAAACGAAACAUGAGGUCGGGCAGUUGGAGCUCAUCCAGGACUUUGCGUUCCCCGAGGCGGCAAUCAAGAUCAAGACGACGCCGGACGGGACGCAUGCGGUCGGGACGGGGACGUAUAAGCCUAUGAUGAAGGUGUGGGAUCUGGAGGGGUUGACGGUCAAGUUUGAGCGAGUUACGGAUGCGGAGAAUGUGGAUUUUGUGUUCCUCUCGGACGACUGGACCAAGACCCUCCACCUCCAACGAGACCGCUCCCUCUCCCUUCACACCCAGUCUGGAUUACACCACUCCGUCCGUCUCCCCCUGUACGGCCGAUCUAUCGCAUACCACUCUCCCUCCUCGGACGCCCUUAUCGGAUGUACGGGAACCGAGCUGUACCGCUUCAACCUCGACGAAGGGCGGUAUAUGACCCCUCUUUCCGUCGCGCGGGGAUGGGGCGACGGGCGCGAAAGCGAAGUCGAGGGCGUCAACGUAGUCGACGUGAACGCUCGACACGGGUUAUGGUCAUUCGGACUAGAUGGCGGAGGGGGAGUCGUCGAGUUUUGGGAUCCCAGAUCGCGCUCGGCUCUCACCCGGCUCGUCCUGCCCGGAACCACCCUAUUACCGGUGCAAAGCGUAGAUCCGAAUUCGCUCCUAGCGCAGCCGGAGAAGAAGCUUAGCGUCACGGCUCUGGCGAGUCAUCCGACCGAUGGUCUUUCUUUGGCGGUAGGGACGAGCUCGGGGCACACGUUACUGUAUGAUCUGAGAAGUCCGACGCCGUUUGCGGUGAAGGAUCAGGGAUAUGGGGAGCCGAUGCGGUGCGUCGAGUGGUUGAAGGGUGGUGGGGCGCAAGAGGACGCGGGCAGGGUUGUCAGUGCGGAUAGUAAAGUGAUCAAAGUGUGGGACAAAAAUGAUGCUUCCAGCAAUCAGCUCUCCCUCCACCCACCUGCGACCCUCACUUCACUACACGCCGUCCCCUCAUCUGGCCUCAUCUUUGUUGCAUGCGACGCCGCCCAGCUCUCUUCGUACUAUGUACCCGAGCUCGGUCCCGCUCCCAAAUGGGCCGGCUUCCUCGACUCUAUCACUGAAGAGAUGGCCGACGACCCAGCCGAGGGCGGGAAAGGCGCAUUCAGAGAUUUCAAGUUUGUCGACCGAAACGAGAUCGAUACUCUUGGUUUGUCACACCUUAUCGGCACCCCCGCGCUCAAGCCCUACAUGCACGGCUACUUCCUCUCCCUCAAGCUCUACACCACCGCUCGACUCAUCGCCAACCCCCAAUCCUACUCGGAAUACCGAGACCGGCUCGUCGCCGAGAAGCUCGCAAGCAAGUCCGAGUCGCGCAUCAGAGCACGCAGGGAUCAGCCCAAAGUCAACAAGGCCUUGGCGGAGCGGCUGCGGAAAGCAGAGGAGAAGGAGGCCGCUCUGGCGGAGCGCAAGAAGGCAAGGCAGGCCGCUGGUGCUGCUGCUGCUGGAGCGGAUGCGGAAGUGGACGACGGGGAAGACGAGGAGAUGGGUGAGAAGGGUACGGCCAGGGCUGGGCUGUUGCAAGAUCCCCGAUUCAAGGAGAUCUGGCAGAACCCCGACUUUGAGGUGGAUGAGGAGAGUAGGGAGUUUGCCCUGCUCAACCCCGCGACGGCGGAUAAGGCUGCGGAGCGUAAGGCGUUGGGUGCGACAGGGAGCAGGCGGACGGCUGUGGAGGAGGAAGAGGACGAGAGCGAGCGUGGGAGCUCGGAUCUGGACGAAGAUGAGAGUGAGGAUGAUGAGCAGAGCGAGGAUAGUGAUGAUGGAGGUCUUGGCCAACACGACCCGCGUAAUCUACCCGAAUCCUCUCGCUCGCGUAUCCUACCCGCUACCGAGGCUUCUCGCCGAAUGGCCACCCUCGCUGCCGCGCGCGCCGCCAAGCGAUCCCAACCUCGGCUCGUCACACCCACCACCGCCGGCUCAUCCUCCACCUCACGCACCUUCGGUCAACGUCUCUCCUCGUCCCGCCCCUCUUCGUCUACCGGGACGGCCAAACCAGACGGUGUCCUGGCGAUGCGGCGACACGUCGAUGGAGGCAUGGAGAUGUCGUUCGUGCCUCAAACGACCGGCGGGGUUGAUGAGCAGGAUGAGUAUAGUGGAGGAACGGCACGGAAAGACAGGGGAGGAGGGGAGGAGAGGGAGCCAAGAGGGAAAAAGGUCGAGAGGUUUGGAGCGGGGCUGGAGAAGGGUGGAGAGGAGCAAGGAGGGGAGGAUCUGGGGACUAUGCAGAGGGAGGGGAGAAGUAAAAGGAGGGAUCCGGGAAGAAGUGGGAGUAAGAAUGCGUUCAGACGGAAGUGA
This is a messenger RNA of Dioszegia hungarica, 2415 nucleotides long. RefSeq names its product putative rRNA processing-related protein. Gene Ontology annotation, molecular function: protein binding. The record is from RefSeq and is a predicted model, not a curated record. Bases 1 to 2415 code for a protein of 804 amino acids. Gene Ontology annotation, cellular component: nucleolus; small-subunit processome; 90S preribosome. Lineage: Eukaryota; Fungi; Basidiomycota; Tremellomycetes; Tremellales; Bulleribasidiaceae. The transcript has 5 exons. Gene Ontology annotation, biological process: maturation of SSU-rRNA from tricistronic rRNA transcript (SSU-rRNA, 5.8S rRNA, LSU-rRNA).